Messenger RNA from Eleginops maclovinus (Patagonian blennie), 1315 nucleotides. RefSeq lists its product as uncharacterized. The transcript has 5 exons. The record is from RefSeq and is a predicted model, not a curated record. Gene Ontology annotation, cellular component: cytoplasm; mitochondrion. Bases 477 to 1109 code for a protein of 210 amino acids. Gene Ontology annotation, molecular function: hydrolase activity. Lineage: Eukaryota; Metazoa; Chordata; Actinopteri; Perciformes; Eleginopidae.
AAGCACACAAUCUUCACGGAAAUAAAAAGACUAUAGAACGCAAACAUACACUACCAGAUGCGACAUUUGGAGACGAGGAGCAAUAGAGACAUAUCUUACAAUUAAUGAGGGGGAGGGGAAAUUAUGUUAUAAUUCGAACCUCAGGGGCAUUUCGCAAGUUUGAUCCCAACAAUGUUUACUCCAAAAUAACAAUAUAUACGCUAAUUCUCGGCAAACCAGCAAUGUCAUCCUUAUAUUACCAAAUGUGUUUCCUUUGUAUUGUACUGUAAUCAAAGACAACUCGACAAACGUCGUAUACCAGACAUCAUUCAGAAAGGUUAAAUAAACGUUACAAGGGUACGUGAAGGCAACACCGAUAUACUGUAAAGCGUUGUAGUCUGUGAACAACAUUUUUCAACUGUUCAGUGUUGUGUCCAAAACACGAGAUAAACCCUGGAACAAACUACCGAAAUACUACAUUAGCUGGUUAGCUAAAAAUGUAUUUUCGCCAGAUUUUGCGGACGCAGUUACUCGGGACCAGAACAGCCCACCUGCAUCGCUUGCACCUUGUUUGUCGAGCCGAGGUAGCUGCUCUGAAAAUAAACCAUCUCAUUCUUAUCAACAUUUUAUUUUCCUUAUGUGCAGCUGAGCAUUUUGACAGUGAUUGCCCUACCAGCCAUGGUGGUGGCUGUAGGGAUUGUGCAGUGCCCCACCACCGAGAGAGACCACUGUGCACAACGAGUGACGAGGUGAGGCUAGCAGAGAAGGCCAGCAAGAAGUACGGCUUCCCAGCUCCAACCAUCUUCUCUAAAGUGAUCGACAAAAGCAUCCCUGCAGAUAUAAUCUAUGAAGAUGAAAAGUGUUUGGCAUUCAGGGAUAUCAGCCCACAGGCACCUGUUCACUUCCUUGUUAUUCCAAGGGUCCCUAUUCCCAGAAUAAGCGAGGCCAAAGAUGAGGUUGCUGAGCUCUUAGGACAUUUGUUGGUUGUUGCCAAAAAAGUGGCGAAGCAAGAAUCUUUAGUUGAAGGCUACAGAGUGGUGAUCAACGAUGGAAAGCACGGUGCUCAGUCAGUUUACCACCUUCACCUCCACGUCCUGGGAGGAAGACAGUUGAAGUGGCCACCCGGAUAAUGGCGACAUAUGUCUGUUAGUCUUCUCAGGCUCCUCUUAUAUGUUUAAUGCCAUGAGUAUGACUUGAUACUUCCCAUCCCUCUGUACAAAAAGGUCAAUUCACCACAAAUAAUUGUUUGAUGUAUGUAUGUUGAUCUGGACAAAUUCCAAUGGUAAUACACAAUGUUUAAUAUGGCUGAAAAUAAAGAUUUUUUUCUAAUAUGGAA